This is a messenger RNA of Enterobius vermicularis (human pinworm), 837 nucleotides long. NCBI's taxonomy places the organism in Eukaryota, Metazoa, Nematoda, Chromadorea, Rhabditida, Oxyuridae. The record is from the annotation of a GenBank genome assembly.
AUGGCUGAAGAGCUAAAGGAGAUUGUUGACCAGGCCAGGAUACAGUUUAUGGCACAAGUGCAGAGCAUGAAAUCAUUUGUUUCGAUGUUUCAAAAUGUUACUCCAAACAUACAGUCUGAAAUUAAAGAAGAAUCCGACCCAUGGUCAGCUCAGAAACCUAAUGAUGCGGAUUCAGAAGCUAGGAGAGAAGAGACGAUGGAUUUAUCUCCGACGGAUACAGAUUCCCACUCCGAUAGCUCAAAACAGUCACCGAUUGAUUCAUCUGGAGCUGAAAAUUUAAAUUAUUUGCCCACGUCGAAGAGUUCUGCCGUUCAAACGAGGUUGGGAUGCUCGAUCCAAAUAGAUUCUUCGCAACAUUCUCCAGACACCGAUUCUGCAUCCCAAACCCCAAGUAGCGUGAAUUCCAGUCCGGUGCAUUCCCCUGAAAACGCUCGUUUGGAAGAUGGGAAAGUGAAUAAUGAAACGCAAUCAGGACUGCUAGAUGUUUGUAAAUUGGAACCCAGUGCUAGCAGCCAUACGUUUCAGAAUCUCAAAAUAGAUGUCAAUGACGGGAUUAUUGCCGCUAAUGCUUCAUUUAGAAGUUUUGAUGAAUUUGAAGCAGUGUUCAAUGUAUGGAAAGAUACGUAUCUGCAUCCUUUCCGAGUUGCGAGCUCUGAACAAUUAAGGAAUGCCGAUGGUACAGUUGAUGAAGUUUUCAGAUACAAAUAUAUUGUAUAUCAUUGUGCGCAUUACGGGAAACCGAGGAUGAGGGGUAAGAAGGUUUUUCUUGUUUUGAAUGCAAUUGAAACGAUGGUACAUGAAGAGGGUAUGAAAAAGAAAAAGAGGAAAAAGGAAUGA